Xylaria bambusicola is the source of this 1141-nucleotide messenger RNA. RefSeq names its product P-loop containing nucleoside triphosphate hydrolase protein. The transcript is spliced from 3 exons. The record is from RefSeq and is a predicted model, not a curated record. Lineage: Eukaryota; Fungi; Ascomycota; Sordariomycetes; Xylariales; Xylariaceae. The coding region runs from base 194 to 766 and encodes 190 amino acids.
CCAGCCAACUUCUGUUUGAAUUCGGUGUCCUUCUCUUAAGAUGCAACACGAUAAUGUGUUCAAGCAAAUCGAUUGCUGACCACAUAAUGCGACGAAUACGAAUUACGCGCUGGUCAAAGUUGGGGAUGGAGGCGGGGUUUAGCACAGUGACUCAGUGAGAUGGUUGUCAGCACUGCACUCAGCAAGCCCCAACAUGGAAAAUGUCAUUGCAACCCUUCGCCCUCAGAUCCUCAGGACUGAGUCGAAUCCCAGUCAGCCCGUAGUGGUAAUGACUUGUGGCAUCGCAGGCGCCGGCAAAUCAACAUUCUCAAAAGCUCUCGUUGCAGCACAUCCCAACUUCGAGCGUCUUUCCCUCGACAACAUUCUCGCAUCAAAGCACGGGCUCUACAGCGUAGACUACGCGCCGGAGAAAUACCCAGAGUACCUCGACGAGGCCGCGGAAGAAUGUCUCGCGAGGUUGAAGCGUCUUCUCACGGAAGAGAACAGAGACGUCGUCUUCGACCGGGCGUUCUGGAAUAAACCGGAUCGCGACGAGGCGAAGAGUCUUAUUGAGAGUCUGGGGGCUAGAUGGGUGCUCGUGUACCUCAAGGCACCUGAUAAGGAAACGCUAUGGAAGCGCAUAUGUCGGAGGAGAGAAGUGGAAGUCAAUGCGGAUUGCGCGUACCAGAUCACGCCUGAUAUCUUGGACAUGUAUUGGAGUGGGUUUGAAGAGCCUGUUGAUGAGGGUGCGAUUACGGUUGAUACUAGUGCUGCGAGUUCGACAUGACGUAUUCUCCGCAUCAAAUCAUGAGUUCUGAGUUGUGCAAUUGGGCCACUGAUUAAUGGGAAGGCGUUGGCUAGAGAGCGAUGGUGACCGAAUGCAGCGUCGAACCAUCUGAGAAGAGGGGGUUAGGCCGCAAGCAUGUAAUAAGACAGCAUAUCAUGACAUGAGAUCGACUUGGCGGCUUGUUACAGGGUAGAAUGCAGAGCUCGGUUGUUAACACCAUGUAGAUCUACUGGUCGCGGGAGGGAUCUGGGGUCUGUACUGAAUGCGUCUCGCUGAGAUUCAAGUGUGCCUUCAAUGGCACCAUCUGUUAGAUCUAUGAAAUAUAAGCUAUUUAGGUGAUAUUUAUCUUUUGAAUAUAAAGUACAGAGGUUUGGC